Coprinopsis cinerea okayama7#130 is the source of this 2556-nucleotide messenger RNA. RefSeq lists its product as hypothetical. The transcript has 13 exons. The record is from RefSeq and is a predicted model, not a curated record. Gene Ontology annotation, molecular function: phosphatidylinositol-4,5-bisphosphate 5-phosphatase activity. Lineage: Eukaryota; Fungi; Basidiomycota; Agaricomycetes; Agaricales; Psathyrellaceae. Gene Ontology annotation, biological process: phosphatidylinositol dephosphorylation. The coding region runs from base 1 to 2556 and encodes 851 amino acids.
AUGAGGACCUCUCCGACGGGUGAAUCAACAGUCCCGGAUGAUUCUGUGGUCAUCAAGACGCGGCAAGGUAUGUUAAGGACAAACUACAGUGCUGCAGCGCUUGGUAGGACUGUUCCCAAUACCCUCGCCCUCGUCGACAAUACCGGAGGAGCAGGGGCUGCGGCGAAGACAGGCGGGGUACGGUGGGACCAGUCGAUCCCUGCUUCACCGCCCUCGGCACGGAAGACGACUGCUGCACCCAACGUCAAGGCGCUCAAGGUUAGAAUGAUCACAUGGAAUAUGCAUGAUUCCCUGCCCAAGGGUGAACUCGAAGAGCUGUUGGGCAAAGUCCCUGCGUAUGAUGGUCCAACGUGUCCUCCUGGGACGUUCCCGAUGCUACCUAUGGAGCCUGAGCAUCCGUAUCAUUUCGUCGUUGUUGCUGGGCAGGAGUGCCCUUCUUCUUCCGGACUACCCAUGGCGUUAGGGGCGGGUAUCAAGCAACUCAUAGAGCGUGAUAAGGAGAAGGAGAAAGAGAAAGACAAGGAGAAAGAGCGGGAUAAGGAUAAAGAGAAGGACAAGGAUCGCAACGACAAGCUCUCUCCCAAAGAACCUACAUCCGAAUUUGACGCAGCAGCAGCCCAACUCCAACGUCUCAAGGAGCAGGACAGUCAACUCGACGAUAUCAUCCUUCGGAAUAAAAAGUCGAAUGAAACCUCGGUGGAUACCCCUCCCGUGGGCUGGACGAGCAUUGUGGCGGACUGGCUUUGCAAUGGAGGCAAUUAUGGGUUGAUUAGGUCCAAGUCGUUCAAGUUGGGUUCGGCGCUGGAUGUUACUUCGUCCUCAAAACCGGUUGCGAAACGGAGGGCCACGUCGCUGAAGGAACCGAAUUCGAAACCAGGACCCUAUCAACUGUUGGUGAAGGAGCGUCUUCUGGGGAUAUACCUCGCCAUCUACGUUCACCGCGACUUGAAACCGCUCGUCAAAGGGGUGUCCAAGUCCGCUGUAACCGCAGGGCUGAUUGGAGGAAGGGUUGGUAACAAGGGUGGCGUUGGAAUUUCCAUCAACCUCGAUGGAACCACGUUGCUUUUCCUGAAUUCGCAUUUGGCAGCCCACGAGGGGCGGACGGAACUUGAGGUCGAUGACUUUUUGCCUGAGGAUGACCCGCGGAAACGUGCGGAAGACCUCACCGAUCGCUUUGACUUUACCUUCCUGUGUGGGGACCUCAACUUUAGACUUGACAUCACGCGCCUGCAUGCCGACUGGCUCAUCGCACGUCAAGACUAUGCCCAAGCUCUCACGUUCGAUCAGCUGCUCAAGUUGAUGAAUGCCGGAGCGAAAGAGUUCGCAGGCUUCAAAGAGGCCCCCAUCAACUUCCCUCCAACGUUCAAAUAUGAUGUAUUGCGGACGUUGAAGCGACCGAAGCAGACGGGUGAUGAUAACGACGAGUACGAUCCGGAUGCGGAAGGAAUGUCGGUAUCAUCCAUGUCAACGGCCUACUCCCGAGCGACGCUGGAUCUCCCUACUGUGCCGGCCUCUCCCGUGACCCCCACUGUCCCUACCUCAGCGAGCAAGGUCUCGUUAGGACAAGUCGCGCCGACCAGUAGAGCCAAGCUGAGGCUGUUGUCACUGAAUUCCCCCAAGCUAUCUCCCCUCUUUAAAUUACCGAAGCGGAAACCCACUCUCGAUAAUAUUCAGGUAUAUCCUGAUACCCCAACCACGCCUGGCUACAGCCCAUUGCCCUACACCCCGAGGACAGCCGAACCUCUUACGGCGGGCCCACGUACGGCCGAACCCACGAGCGUUUUGGGGGAGUCUCCGACGCUGAUGCCGCCACCCAAGAUACGGGUGGAGAGUAUGACUUCGAAUAAUACCAAUCAAAGUCAAGAUGAAGUCUCCGGAAUUGAAAAAGGUGUUUAUGACAGCUCCAGCAAACAGCGGGUACCUAGCUGGUGCGAUCGCAUCCUCUGGAAAACCACUGUUGAACGCGCUCCCACCCCGGCUGUAACUCCUGAACCUGUACUCGGAGAUCCUCAACUUCUCAGCGCUCCAGUUCGCAAACGAAAGCGCAAGCUCAGCACUCUCCUCUCCCCAUUCCUGUUCAAAUCGAAAACUGCUCGAGAACCGGAUGCUCCAUACACAGCCAAGAGCACAGCAGAUUCGAUCCCCCAUUACCUUCCCCCCUUGAAGUCUGCCCCUCCUCUGUCACAAAGCAUAUUCCCCUCUCAAACGCCACACUCUGCGGGGUAUCGAACUGAAUCUCCUGAGCCAGAAAGCCCGCCGCCACCUGCUUUGAGCUCCUCCGCGGCUCAGAAGAAACCAUCACGAGGUGUUUCUGCCACUUUCCCUCCAGCUCCACCACCCUCGGCACCAGCUGUCCCCGACAAAGCAGCUAACAGACGGUCGACAUUUGGGGUUUUGAUGAGCCCUUUAUCCGGCGGGGACUUUGCCACGCCUUCGCGAUGGAGGUUCCUACCCAACUUCUUUUCGCCUAGUAGUGCUAAUGGAGGGGGAUUGACUAUUGAUGUCGAGGAGCCUGUGACGCCGCUUGCCACACCUGCAGUUACGAUCGCGGGAUGA